Messenger RNA from Aspergillus calidoustus, 363 nucleotides. The record is from the annotation of a GenBank genome assembly. Lineage: Eukaryota; Fungi; Ascomycota; Eurotiomycetes; Eurotiales; Aspergillaceae.
AUGUCCUUCUACGUCGCACCCAGCCAGCAGCGCACCCUCCGCGCCUGCAUGGUCUGCUCGCUCGUCCAACUACACAGCAAAUUCAUGCGCGAAGGCUGUCCGAACUGCGACAACGUCCUCGGCCUCCGUGGCAACAACGACAACAUACAAGAAUGCACAUCGCAGGUCUUCGAGGGCCUAGUUACGGUAAACGAUCCGGGAACAAGCUGGGUGGCGCGCUGGCAACGACUCGAUAGCUAUGUACCAGGGACCUACGCGGUCAAGGUUACGGGGUCGCUCCCUACAGAGGUUAUUGGGCAUUUGGAGGACGCGGGGAUAAAGUACAUUCCUCGGGAUGGAAGUACGGUUGAAGAGGAAGGGUGA